UCAGAAAUUUAGAAUUAAAUGGGUAUUAUGUCUACACUUUAAUCUUAACGGGUUCAAAAAAUAAAAAUUACAUAGAGAAAGAUAAUAAGAUAAACAAUAAAUGUUAACAUUUGCUGAAUCUGCAUGAAAUUAAGUGGGAGUUCUUUGCAAAAUUUGUGACACUAUUUGUAAGUUUAAAUUUAUUUCAUAAUUAAAUGCUAAAAAUAGAGAGGUAACAAAUCUUGGGAAUUUGAAGGGGCUUAUCUAAUAGGAACAAGCAUAUAGCCUUUUAUAGCCUUUAUCUUAGCUCAUUUUCUGAUAAAAAUUCAAAAUUUCUGACCUUUGUAUCACACUUCAGUCCUUGACAGACUUCCAUUAAGGAAUGGGAGUCAACCAAUCAUGGAUCCCAGAAUUCAUCCUGGUGGGAUUCCAGCUCAGCGCCGAGAUGGAAAUGCUCCUCUUUUGGAUCUUCUCCCUGUUAUACAUCUUCAGCCUGCUGGCGAAUGGCAUGAUCUUGGGACUCAUCUGUCUGGACCACAGUCUGCACACCCCCAUGUACUUCUUCCUCUCACACCUGGCCGUCAUUGACAUGUCCUAUGCUUCCAACAAUGUUCCCAAGAUGUUGGCAAAUCUGAUGAACAAGAAAAGAACCAUCUCCUUUGUUUCAUGCAUAAUGCAGACUUUUUUGUAUUUCGCUUUUGCUGCUACAGAGUGUCUGAUUUUGGUGGUGAUGUCCUAUGAUAGGUAUGUGGCCAUCUGUCACCCUCUCCAGUACACUGUCAUCAUGAGCUGGAGAGUGUGCACAAUCCUGGCUCUCACGUCCUGGUCAUGUGGGUUUGCUCUGUCCUUGGUACAUGCAAUUCUCCUUCUAAGGUUGCCCUUCUGUGGGCCCCGGGAUGUGAACCACCUCUUCUGUGAAAUUCUGUCUGUCCUCAAGCUGGCCUGUGCUGACACCUGGGUUAACCAAGUGGUCAUAUUUACUACCUGUGUGUUUGUCUUAGUCGGGCCUCUUUGUUUGAUGCUUGUCUCCUACAUGCACAUUGUCGGGGCCAUCCUGAAGAUCCAGACAAAGGAGGGCCGCAUAAAGGCCCUCUCUACCUGCUCCUCCCACCUGUGUGUGGUUGGACUCUUCUUUGGCAUAGCCAUGGUGGUUUACAUAGUCCCAGACUCUAAUCAACGAGAGGAGCAGGAGAAAAUGCUGUCCCUAUUUCACAGUCUCUUUAACCCAAUACUGAACCCCCUGAUCUACAGCCUGAGGAACGCUCAGGUGAAGGGCGCCCUCCACAGAGCACUGCAGAGGAUGCAGUCUAUGUAAGGAGUGGACAGAGUGUUAGUUGGAUAGGUCUUUGCUUUUAAACAAGUGGUUUGCUGAAGCAAAAACUGAGAACUUUUUCAGUUAGAAGUUUGAUAUAAACAUGCUACUUUUUCUAAUUCUAGCUCUGAAAAUAGGACAAGAUUACAGUGAAAAAAUAGCAUAUUAUAUUUUACACUACCUUUUCCACUGAAAACUCUAUGGAGUAGGAACCCAGUUCCUGGAUUAAAUUUUAAUGUUGAGAGUCACUUCUAUAUGGAGAGUGGAAGAGAUGGAAAAGCUAUUUUCCUUUGGAAUUUGCAUCAUUUUCUCAGCAUUUUAUUGCAAAUCUCCCGUUUUGAAAGAAAAGCAAACAAAAUCCAAAGCAAGCAUAAACAAAUAUAGA
Molecule: messenger RNA, 1676 nt
Organism: Cercocebus atys (sooty mangabey)
Lineage: Eukaryota; Metazoa; Chordata; Mammalia; Primates; Cercopithecidae
Product: olfactory receptor 2A2-like
Exons: 1
Coding region: 362-1294 (310 amino acids)
Biological process (GO): G protein-coupled receptor signaling pathway
Cellular component (GO): membrane
Molecular function (GO): G protein-coupled receptor activity; olfactory receptor activity
Source: RefSeq, a predicted model, not a curated record